UACACUCUGUAACUGUGUGUGUGAGAGAACGUUAAUAAAUGCUUCCACUGACCCGCCGUCCCCGGUAACACUUUAUUUUUAUAUACUUUCUCCGGCGAAUAAAUAACCUUCAACUUCACCGCCGUUUUACAUUUUCCGGCGAAACACUCACAUUAUCUCCUUUUUUCUUCCGUUCAGAUUUCCCUUUUUUCUCCUGCCAAAAUUCAACUGUUUCUUCCACUCAUUCAUCUACAUUUUCUUCUUCUCCACUUCGUUUCAGUAAAAAUUCACUCUUUCCGAAUUUCUAGGGUUUUUAAGAACUGGGUGUUUUUUUAACUUUUUUUUCUUACCCAUUUUAUUGGCCGUUACGUUCUUCUUGUGCUAAAGAUUGUAUUCUUUUUUUGCUUGUUCUUGUAUAUGAUUAUGUAUAUCCAUUUGGGGUUGCUGAUGGGAUUAUGAGUAACUUAUAUAUUUCUUUGUGAUUAUUGAGCUGGGAGAAUGGAAAUGAGGAAGGUUUUUGGUAUAGUAAUAUUGUGUAUUUUUGUAUCUCCUAUUUUUGUUAAAGCCUUGAACUUAUCUUUUAAUGAUGAUAUACUGGGUUUGAUGGUAUUUAAAGCUGAUGUUCAAGAUCCACAAGGGAAGUUGGUGUCUUGGAAUGAAGAAGAUGAUAGCCCCUGCGGCUGGGAUGGUAUCCAUUGCAACCCCAGAUCCAAUAGAGUCUCUCAGAUUGUUCUUGAUGGGUUUGGGCUUUCAGGUAAGAUUAGUAGAGGACUUAUGAGGUUGCAGUUUCUUCGAAAGCUUUCGCUUGCGAAGAAUAAUUUUACAGGGAGUAUAAGUAGCAGUGUUGUUCAACUUGCUUAUCUGAGGAUUCUUGACUUGAGUGAGAAUAAUUUAUUUGGGACGAUUCCGGGUGAUUUUUUUGAACAAUGUGGGCCUUUGAGAUCAAUUUCUUUGGCCAAGAAUAAGUUUUCAGGGAAAGUUCCAGAAAGUUUGAACUCAUGUGUGGCAUUGGGGUCUUUAAACUUGUCCUCAAAUCAGUUUUCAGGAUUGUUACCUUCUGGAAUUUGGUCUUUGAAUGGGCUAAGGUCACUUGAUCUGUCCGAUAAUUUGCUGGAUGGUGAAAUUCCAGUAGGGAUUGAAGGUAUGUAUAAUUUGAGAGCAAUAAAUUUGAGGAAAAAUCAUCUCAAAGGUGAAGUUCCAGAUGGAAUUGGAAGUUGUUUGUUGUUGAGGUCAAUUGAUUUGAGUGAGAAUUCUUUCACUGGAGAACUUCCAAAAACAAUGCAGAUGCUUAGUUUGUGUAAUGAGUUGAUUCUGAAACACAAUGCAUUAGUUGGUGCUGUACCUGAAUGGAUUGGAGAAAUGAAAAGCCUUGAGAUACUUGAUCUUUCGGGGAACAACUUUUCUGGUCAGUUCCCGAAUUCAGCUGGGAAGCUUCAAUCUCUGAAAUUACUGAACGUGUCGCGAAAUGGUAUUUCUGGGGACUUGCCUAAGUCAAUGAGCAGUUGUGUAAAUCUUAUGGCACUGGAUGUUAGUCACAACUCAUUGACAGGUGAUCUUCCUCCUUGGGUAUUCAAAUUAGGAUUGCGGCAAGUUCUGUUUUCUGAGAAUAAAUUAAGUGGGGGCUUGAAGAAUGCAUUUGCUUCUUCACUGGACAACUCUCGUCAAAAGCUUCUAGCUCUUGAUAUCUCUCGCAAUGAGUUAGCUGGUGAAAUUCCACUUGCCAUUGGUGAUUUUAACAGCUUGCAGUCGUUGAAUUUAUCUAGAAAUUCACUUGUAGGGAACAUUCCUGAGACUGUUGGCCACCUGAAGUCACUGGAUGUUCUUGACUUAAGCGAGAAUCAGUUAAAUGGUAGUAUCCCUCUGGAGCUUGGAGGAGCCUAUUCUCUCAGGGAACUGAAACUGGAGAAGAAUGCCUUGACAGGAGAAAUUCCUACUUCUAUUGGAAACUGUUCUGCACUUUUGUCCUUGUCUCUGUCACAUAAUGGUUUAACUGGCCCUGUACCUGCAACCCUUGCUAAACUAUCUAAACUACAAAAUGUUGACCUUUCCUUCAACAAAUUAACCGGAAUCUUACCAAAGCAGCUGGUAAAUCUUGGUCACCUUGAGUUGUUCAACAUCUCACACAACCAGUUGAAGGGCGAACUGCCUUCUGGUGGUUUUUUCAACACUAUUUCUCCCUAUUCAGUGUCAGCCAAUCCAUCUCUUUGUGGAGCUGCUGCUAAUAGGUCUUGUCCAACUGUCCUCCCCAAACCAAUCGUUCUGAAUCCCAACUCCACAGAAUCUAUUCCUGGUACUAUCCCUCCGACUGUGGGCCACGAAAAGAAAAUCCUAAGCAUCUCUGCCCUCAUUGCCAUUAGUGCAGCUGCUAUUAUUGUUGUUGGUGUUAUUGCCAUUACUGUGCUAAAUCUUGGCGUACGGUCUGCAACAUCUAACUCUGCUGCCACCCUUACAUUUUCUGGUGGAGAUGACUAUAGCCCCUCACAGAGUACAGAUGCAAAUUCUGGUAAGCUUGUCAUGUUUUCAGGUGAACUUGACUUCAGCACAGGGUCACAUGCUCUGCUUAACAAGGAUUGUGAGCUCGGACGUGGUGGUUUUGGAGCCGUUUAUCGCACUGUCCUCGGAGAUGGGAUGCCUGUGGCCAUUAAGAAGCUUACUGUCUCAGGUCUUGUUAAGUCUCAGGUAGACUUCGAAAAGGAGGUCAAGAAAUUGGGAAAAAUUCAUCACCCUAAUCUUGUGGCUCUUCAAGGUUAUUAUUGGACACCAUCACUGCAGCUACUUAUAUAUGAAUUCAUAACUGGUGGAAACUUAUAUGAGCAUAUCCAUGAAGGUUCUAGUAAAAACUUGCUCUCAUGGAAUGAGCGGUUCAACGUUAUUCUUGGGACAGCAAAAGGCUUGGCUAACUUACAUCAAAUGAACAUAAUUCACUACAACCUCAAGUCCAGCAAUAUUUUGAUCGACAGCUCUGGUGAUCCUAAAGUUGCAGAUUAUGGGUUAGCAAGGCUGUUACCAAUGCUAGACCGAUAUGUUUUGAGCAGCAAAAUUCAAAGUGCACUCGGUUACAUGGCACCUGAAUUCGCAUGCAAGACUGUGAAGAUAACUGAUAAGUGCGAUGUGUAUGGGUUUGGAGUUCUUGUUCUGGAGAUAGUCACUGGAAAGAAACCGGUUGAGUACAUGGAAGACGAUGUUAUUGUAUUGUGUGACAUGGUAAGGGGUGCAUUGGAAGAAGGCAAGGUGGAAGAGUGUGUUGACAAGAGGCUACAUGGAAAAUUUCCAACGGAGGAAGCGAUUCCUGUGAUGAAGUUGGGUUUAAUCUGCACAUCACAAGUCCCUUCAAACAGGCCUAAUAUGGCAGAAGUGGUUAACAUAUUGGAAAUGAUCAGAUGUCCUUCAGAAGGCCAAGAGGAACUAACUAGUAUGAUAUCCCGUUAAACUGAUGGAAAAUUUUAACAUAUGCUAUUAGUCCCGGAGAAGAAGAAUCCGCCUGAUCUAUUCAUAUUAUGGUCAUUUAAAGGUUCAUUUUUUUUUCUCCAAUGUUCUUGGUUCUCUGUUCUUCUGGGUUACCGGAUUCCUUUUCACCGGGUUUUAGUAUGUGAGGAUCUCACUUAUCCUUUAUUUCAAGUUUAUGUAACAACUGAUUCUAACAUGUAAUCUCUUGUGUUUGUUCAAAUGAAAGGAAGUUCCAAAGGUUGAUAGUG
Molecule: messenger RNA, 3674 nt
Organism: Solanum pennellii
Lineage: Eukaryota; Viridiplantae; Streptophyta; Magnoliopsida; Solanales; Solanaceae
Product: probable LRR receptor-like serine/threonine-protein kinase IRK
Exons: 2
Coding region: 478-3408 (976 amino acids)
Biological process (GO): protein phosphorylation
Molecular function (GO): protein kinase activity; protein binding; ATP binding
Source: RefSeq, a predicted model, not a curated record